UGAAAAUGAGGCGGACGCUCGGUCACGACUUCAGUGCGUACGCGUCCCUUUGAGAAGACCUCUAAACUUGGAUCAUAUCACCAUGGGAGCUAUUUGGGCUGCAAGGGACUUUUGUUUGUUUUUGCUCUUGUUAAAUAGUCGCCAAAGCACAGCGCUUCCAGAGAUUCGAGCAGAUCCAUGUGCUGAGGGAAGUGAUGGCUGUCACAUUGAUGCAAUUUGUCAGACUACCCAAGGCUCAUACAAGUGCACGUGUAAAGCAGGCUUUAAAGGAGAUGGAAAACACUGCGAAGACAUCGAUGAAUGCGACUUGGAGCACAAUGGUGGCUGCGUACACGAGUGCAACAAUAUACCAGGCAAUUAUCGCUGCACUUGUUAUGACGGAUUCAAUUUGGCACAUGAUGGACAUAACUGUCUCGAUGUGGAUGAAUGCAAGUUCAACAAUGGUGGGUGCCAACACACUUGUGUCAACAUUAUGGGCAGCUAUGAGUGCCGCUGCAAGGAGGGCUUCUUCCUCAGCGACAACCAGCACACAUGCAUCCACCGCUCUGUGGAGGGCCUCAACUGUAUGAAUAAGGAGCACGGCUGCGCCCACAUCUGCAAAGAGACACCCAAAGGAGGUGUGGCCUGUGAGUGUCGUCCAGGGUUCGAGCUGGCCAGGAACCAGAGAGGCUGCAUCUUAACUUGUAACCACGGCAACGGAGGCUGUCAGCACACCUGUGAAGACACGGAGAACGGCCCCAUAUGCAGGUGUCAUGUCAGGUACACCCUGCAACCUGACAAGAGGUCAUGUGUAGAACGAGAUGAGGCCACCACCGAGUCCUCAGACCACAACGCAACAUCCUUCACUGAGGUGGACAAACGAGUCAAACGAAGACUGUUAAUGGAAACCUGUGCGUUGAACAAUGGGGGGUGCGACUGCACCUGUAAAGACACAUCCACAGGCGUACGCUGCAGCUGCCCCGUCGGCUUCACGCUGCAGCCGGAUGGAAAAACAUGCAAAGAUAUCGAUGAGUGUGAGCUUCACAAUGGCGGUUGUGAACACUUCUGCAGGAACACCAUCGGCAGCUUUGAGUGCAACUGCAGAAAAGGCUUCAAGCUGCUGACAGAUGAACGUUCUUGUCAAGAUAUAGAUGAGUGCUUUUUUGAGCGGACAUGUGAUCACACUUGUGUGAACUCCCCUGGAGGUUUUCAGUGUCUGUGCAACAAAGGCUACACCAUGUAUGGACUGGCCCACUGCGGAGAUAUAAAUGAAUGCAGUGUAAACAAUGGCGGUUGCGAGCAGGGUUGUGAGAACACCAUGGGUGGAUUUGAAUGCUUUUGCCAUCCUGGCUAUAAGCUGCACUGGAACAAAAAGGACUGCAUUGAGGCUGAGGGUUUACCACCUGCAAACCCCCCCUCUAAACCUACCUUGAACUGUAGUAAGCAGGAGGGAGGGGACCGCUGCUUCCUGACAUGCCAGUCCCAAGUUCAUAUCAGCAGUGGGACAGAAGAUUCCUACACGGUGACCUGUGGAAUGCCUUUGCCCUGCCUGGCUGGCGCACAAAAGAACAACAGCGGCUUGUAUUGCUUAGGUCCAGAAACCGCUAGUGCUCCACGCAUUAAGACCACAGCCACGUUCAAGUCUGGCACCACAAAAUGCAACUUAAAACGAAGUCAGGAGAAACUCAAGGAGAGUUUAAACUCAGCACACUCAGAUAGCAGGUUCCUCUUCACUGAAAACGUCCAGUUCAGCUACGUGAGCCUGCGCUGCACCUCGUCCGGACAGCGAACGCGCAGCCGCCAUGGCAGGAAGGCCGGCGAGGAGGACGUCUCCUCGAUAACAGCUGAGUUUGAGCUGGAUGUGAACCUAGAGGAGGUAACAGCAGAGAGCUGUGACCUGAACUGCGUGCGCCGACGCUCAGAGAAGAGGCUCAGGAAGACCAUCCGGACCCUGAGGAAGUCCAUCAACCGGGAACAGUUCCACCUCCACUUUGCCGGUUCGGACUACGAGCUCGGCAAGAGUCUGGGCCAGCCGGCUGAGCUGCCGGGACACUGUGUGGCAGGACAGAUGCUGGUGGGCAGGAAAUGUGUGAGCUGCAGUGUCGGGACUUACUACGACGGGGAUCAGGGAAGGUGUGUGUUGUGUCCAGCUGGAACGUAUCAGGAUGAGGAAGGACAGAUGUCUUGUGAGGUCUGUCCUGGACCUGAAGGGAGAGAAGUCUCCAAGGUGGUCGGGGCUCGAAACAUAUCGGAGUGUGGAGGUCAGUGUCCACCCGGUCAGUACUCUCAUGAUGGUUUCAUCCCCUGCCUGCCCUGUCCACUGGGAACGUACCAGCCAGAGGUGGGGCGCACCUCCUGCUUCCCUUGUGGAGGGAACCUGGUGACCAAGCGCAGUGCUGCUGUUGCCUUCCAGGAGUGUGAGACCAAAGUCCAGUGCUCUCCAGGACAUUACUACAACACCAGCACACACCGCUGCAUCCGCUGUCCGACGGGCACGUAUCAAGGAGAGUUCGGGCAGAACUACUGCGUCGCCUGCCCUGGAAAUACCACCACUGACUUUGAUGGCUCCACUAACAUCAUGCAAUGCAAAAACCGACAGUGCGGAGGAGAGCUGGGAGAUUUCACUGGUUACAUUGAGUCCCCCAACUACCCGGGGAACUACCCAGCUAACGUCGAGUGCACAUGGACCAUAAACCCUCCACCCAAACGCAGGAUCCUUAUCGUCGUCCCUGAGAUCUACCUGCCUAUUGAGGACGAGUGCGGAGACUACCUAGUAAUGAGAAAAAGCUCUCUCUCCAACUCUGUGACAACCUAUGAGACUUGUCAGACAUACGAGCGUCCCAUCGCAUUCACCUCCCGCUCCAAGAGGCUUUGGAUACAGUUCAGGUCCAACGAGGGAAACAGUGGGAAAGGCUUCCAGGUCCCAUAUGUGACAUAUGAUGAGGACUACCAAGAACUAAUAGAAGACAUAGUCAGAGAUGGAAGAUUAUACGCUUCUGAGAAUCACCAGGAAAUUCUCAAGGACAAGAAACUCAUGAAGGCGUUGUUUGAUGUGCUGGCUCACCCGCAGAACUUCUUCAACUACACAGCGCAAGAAUCAAGAGAAAUGUUCCCCAAGUCUUUCAUCCGCUUCCUGCGUUCCAAAGUCCUGAGAUUCCUUCGCCCUUAGCAUGGUCUGGUUGCUGCACAGUUUCUGGAUACUUUCUGAACAACCUAGAUUAGAUACUGACCACAGUAUCUGUUUUAUCCACUGACCCCUUUAAGAAUAUUCUGUAGUUAUCUGUUUUCACAUGGAGCGAUACUAGAGUGGACUCCACUCUUGAUAAAACUGAUCCUGAAUAGAAAGUGGACAAGCAAAGCAAGUGGACUUUGAACUGGAGCUUUAAGAGGGAGCAAUGAUCUGUGAUAAAGCGGUACAGAGUGUAGACUCACAUGGGCAUCCUCAGACUUUGUUUGGAAAUUUGGAUUUCAAUUGGCAACAGAAGAAUUGUAAUGACUUUACACCCUGCUUCAGAGUUUAAGGUCACCAUCUCCAAAGGGCAGUCUGUGUAGUUGAAUAUUGCUAAAUACCAUACAUGCCAGCUUUAUGAGGCAUUUGCUAAUAGCAUCAUGAUUAAAACAAAUAUGUUCACCAAACAGAUAUAUACUGAAUGUCAAUGAUACUGUAUAUAGGGUGUGUAUCUAGUUUUAACAUAGGCUACUUUCACAGGUAGAGGUUAACUGACAGAACAAAUAUAGCACAAAUGUUUUCUCGGGAACAUUAGCACUACCAAAGGAGUAGUGGCACCACAAAAGCAAUUAUUCUGAUGAAUGUUUUGUAUAUGAUGUAAAAAGUUUUAGGUGAAACGUUAAUGUAUUGUAGCAACUACGUACAUUUUUGACAGUUUAGCAGUGCUGCAAUUGCUGGUGGCCCGUGUAUUUGAUGUUCCAACGUGAAUGAGCGCUACUCUUCUGAAAAACCUUCACAGUUUUCCAAAAAACUUUACAGUGGCUUUAGCGCAUUCAUGACACAUCAUCUGCUUCAGCAAAACGACCCCAGUAUGCAUCAAUACAUUGUGUAUUGUGAACUAGCAACCAAAGACAACUGUUCACUCUGCAGACACGCAGAGAAUUGGGAGUGAAGCGGUUUGAGAGACAGAACAAUAUGAGGUCAGAAAAGAAAUGAGAAGUCCUGUAAAAUAGAAUUGAGCUAUUCAGCUGUCUUAGAUGACACAUGUAUGUAUAUUUUUUAUGGUUUUGUACAUCUAAUAUACUGUAAAUAAAGAUAGGAAACUUAGUUUGUGUUUUUAUUCCUUUUUCACACUUUUUUUUCCCUUUUUGUAGCACAAAACAGGACUUUUUAAUUAUUUAAGCUGUGUUUCAGUCACAGACACACAUUUCAGUCACAGACACACAGCAAUACUACUCUAUUAGGCCAGAUAAAGUUUUGAUGUACUCAUCAGCAAGAUGGUAUUUAGACAUAAUACAUAACGCUCCACUUUUUACUUAGGUAUGAAAACCCACAAUGACGUGAACUGCUGUCUGGCUAUAGCUAAAUGUGUACAUGAGCAACUCAUUUUAGACAUGUAUGAUAGUCUUUUUGUAUCAUUUCCCAAUAAUGUGAUUGGGAAUCUUAGGAAAACACACUAUUUUUUGUAUAUACAUUUCAUUUAUGUUCACUGGUUUGGGGUAACUUUAUUUUUUAUUUGUAUACGUUGUUUCUGUACCUUGUUUCUACAUCCAGUAUUUCUCUGGUAUUUCUUGUUCUCCUGUAAUGCUUAAUAUCCCUCCUGGCCAUUAAUAAAGUUUAAUGUCCUUAC
Messenger RNA from Chelmon rostratus (copperband butterflyfish), 4778 nucleotides. It is a transcript of the gene scube2, whose product is annotated as signal peptide, CUB domain, EGF-like 2. The coding region runs from base 83 to 3148 and encodes 1021 amino acids. Gene Ontology annotation, cellular component: cell surface. Gene Ontology annotation, molecular function: calcium ion binding. Gene Ontology annotation, biological process: signal transduction. The record is from RefSeq and is a predicted model, not a curated record. Lineage: Eukaryota; Metazoa; Chordata; Actinopteri; Chaetodontiformes; Chaetodontidae. The transcript has 23 exons.